AUGCAAACCGAUUUGAAGCAACUGAAGCAUCUGCUAUCCCAAGGCGUCGACGAAGCGGUCUCGGUGAGUGGUCGUGCACCAAAUGAACUCACUCGGGCGUUCAUCCCGCGCGCCACUGGGCACGCGUCGCACCCGAGACCCGUUCACGCGCACCGUGGGCUGACGUCGACGGCUCGCUCUCGAGCGUCUUGGGGAUGGAAUCUGCUGCACUCUAGGUCAACCAAAGGGCUUUGAUCGAAAAGAUCCUCGCCCGGUACAGCGGGGAACAGACUGGUCAGUACUGAACGCUCGCCGUCGAACGGCAAUGCUCUGCUCCGAGCUCGCCAAGGCGGUCACUUCCUUUGCGCACGCACCUUCUCGUCCUGACCUUUGUGGUUAUGCUACUCCAGUAUUUCGGGAACUACUGCAAAACAGUGAUGACGCGGGCGCAAGCCACGUCGAGAUACAUUUCCGUACGACCGUCGACCCGGCCUCGGCGACGACCCUCCAUUCCUCCGACCAGGCGACCGGCGGCUUGCCCAACCUCAAGAAACACAAGCUCGCGCAGAUCGUCGUCAGGAACGAUGGGCAGGUAUUCCGUGACGAGGAUUGGAUGAGGUUGAAAAAGAUCGCCGAGGGGAAUCCGGAUGAGAGCAAGAUUGGUGCGUUUUUAGUGAGCUCGGAGGCAGCCUUGCUGGCUCAUCCUCAACUUUCUCCCGACUUGGUCUUGCUUCCGCCUUCAUGUGACAGGCGCUUUCGGUGUCGGCUUCUACUCGCUCUUCUCCAUCUGCGACGAGCCUCUCGUCUCCUCGGGAGAGAAAGUCAUGCUCUUCUUCUGGAAAGACGGAGGCGAUCAACUCUACGUCAAGACGGCGGUAGACCCCAGCGGCUUGAACCACUGCUCCUCCGAAGGGCAUCCCUGGUCCACGUUCUCCAUGGAUCUUCGGGAACCCGAGCCGAUGCCGGACCCGCUCGUGUUUGCUCGCUUCCUGACGACCUGUCUCGCGUUCACCACCAAGAUCCGCCACGUCUCGAUGCACUUUGACGGCCAUGUCUUGUUCCGCGUCACCAAAACCUUGGCACCUUCGAGACCGAUACCCCUUCGCUCCCACCUUGCAGCAACCUCGCCCCUCAAGAUCCUGCACCUCACUCGUAUCGACGAGGCACCAGUGCAACUCAAGGUCGAUGUCUCUCGAUGGCUGUUGUGCUACGCGGUGCAGCCGAAAGCGCCAACCCCGUCGUUCGCCUCGGCCCCCGCAGCUGCAGCUUCAUCUUUCGCUUCCAAAAUGCUCGCUGCCUUCACAUCAAAGUCAAGUGCCACUCCGGCUCCGGCUUCCGUGCCCACCGCUUCGUCCUCCGCCGCCACGCCGAUACAGGACCCUUUCACUCUGCUGGCGGUGUCGCUGUUCCUGAGGACGGUUUCAUCGACCUUGCGCGUCACUCCGACGAGACAAUUCAGCACUGAAAUGCUACGAGCAACCAAGAAAGGCUUACCAUCAACGACGGUCUAUUCGCUGAUCUGGACCGGCAAAGACGAGUUCGACGCCUCGCAAGCCGGAAAAGAGGCGGUGGCGACGACCGAAGAGAAAAAUGCGCGUCAGGUGUUUGCCGGCCUAUUGUCCAAUCUCGAGUCCAGUGGCCGCGUCUUCAUUGGGUUCCCGACGUUCCAGACUACCGGAUGCGCGUCCAGCAUCGCGGCGAGGUUCGUGUCGACGGUCGAGAGGGAGUCGCUGGAUUUCCAGGCGAAAUACGUCGCUGAUUGGAAUCGCGAAUUACUCGCGAUGGGCGGCGUAUUGGCGCGGACCGUGUUUGAAGAGGAGAUGUCUGAGAUCGCACGCCUGUACACGGCCAAGAUCGACGACGAGCAGAAAAAGCGGUUGCAAGAGAGGGCCUUACACUUGAUGCGCUUCUUCACUUACACCCCUUCGACACCGCAAGAGAUCGUUUCGACGCUGACCGAGGCUGCGUUCUUCCAAUCCAACGCCAACACAUCGAUCACGCUCAUUUCUCAGCUGGGUCCGACACCGGCGUCCAAAGUGCGAUUACCCAACCCGGCCUUGACGUUCAUCAAGGGUAUUCCGGUUGUGCCCGAAUUGGUUUCGUCCGGGGCUCCACGUUUGAUGGGCAUCUUGCACGAAAAAGGUUUGGUCAAGGACAUCAGCCUCGAGGACAUCUUGAACGACCUCGCGACCCACCCUCUCACGAUCGCCGAAGCGGGCGACGCCUUCAGAUGGUGGCUGUCCCUCGCGGCGAAUCGAUCCUACUCUCCCUCCUUACUGGCUCGACUUAAAGAUUCGGCGAUGUUGUCUCUGCGUGAUCGGACGACUGAAGAGGAGAGAAUCCUACCCCUUUCGGCAUUCAAGACGUACCUCAACCCCCAGACGAUCACACCCGAUCUUCCUCUGCCCGAUCACACGCUGCCGUUCGAGUUAACGCGAAGGUUUCAAGGUGCAGAUCUGGCAAGGGUGUUUGAGUUUACGGAGUUGACUUCGUUGGAUUGGGCACGUCAUGUUGUCUCGCCGGCGUGUACGGGUGCAAAAACAUCCGCCGAAACGAAUGUGCUGGUUUCGCCUCCGUUCGCUGAAAAGGUAAGGACCUUGACAGAGGCAGCAUUGGCCUUGAAGAGAGUGUAAAUAGCUCACCCAGCCCCAUUGCGGAUUCCUUCCUUUUGCAGUUCUUAAUGACCAUAUCCCGAGGUUGGUCAACACUAUCGACGUCUCGGCAACACGAGCUGUCGACUCUGAUGGCUCCGCUGCGCUUUAUGCCGACUCGUCAGGGCCAGAAACUAGCCAGCGAGAGUUACUUUCCCUCCGUUGUUCUCUUCGAGGACCUUCCCAUCGUCACUCUUCCGAGCGGGACGGCCGUCAAAGGAGCGUUGGAGAAGGUCUUGCUCGCUCUAGGCGUUCGUCGUCACGUCGAACUCCAGCUCGUCUUCACUCGCUUACUGGGAGCCGAAGGAGGGUGGUCCCACGUCGAUGUAGUGAGAUACCUCGUCAGCGUGUCCGCGACGCUGACGGCGAAUGAGUUAGAUCGGUUGAGGAAGACGGCUUGGCUACCCCAAGAAGGCGAAGCACCGAUCAUCUCGGCCCCUGACGCAGAGGGCCAAAUUGGAAAGACCAAGACUGUGCGCCAUAUGGCUGCAACGCUCUAUGAGCCGACCGAGGCGCAUCGCAGAUUGGUUCUACCUCUCCUUGAUUGGACCAAGUCCCUGAUGGAAUGGAGGUCGUCGUCGGAAGAGGCAAAGCUGAUGUUCUCGCUCGGGUUGCUCAAGGCGCCUGCGGUGGCCGAGCUGCUCAAGAUCGCGGCAAACAGUGAGGACGCAUCGAGGCAGCGGGCCGCUUUCGAGUACUUUCUCGAGCAGUACGCGACGGCAGGAUUCGCGGCGACCUACCUUCCUUCGAAACAUGCUUUGCCGUUCGUCCCCGCCAUCAAGGAUGGCAAGAGGAUAUUUGGGAAGCCACACGACGUCUACUCGAACGUCGACUGCGCGUGUUUGGGCUUCGCGGUCCUCGAUGAGCAAUACCAACACGAAGCGGCCAAGCUUAAGGUCGCUCGAGACCCACCAGCGAGAGACCUCGUUUCGGCGAUCCUGCUCUCACCUCCCAAGACGCUGGAGAAGGCCCGACAGACGUUCGCCUACCUCUCGUCCUGCGUGUCGAACUUUGGUUCGGAUGAGCUCUCGACCCUCGAACGAGCCAACAUCAUCCCCAUCGGGGGAAACCUCGUCUCACCUUCGACUUGCUUUUUCGAGACCGAGCAGGCUCUCCCUCCCGGUCUCAAGACCUUGUUCAUCGUGAUCCCCGACUUUGGGCUCAACGCGCGUCCUUUCUUGGUCACGAUCGGGGUCAAGGCUUCUCCGAGUAUGAACGAGAUUGCGGCGAUGUUGAUCGCCGAUCCUGAUCGCUUCCUUGAUCUCUCUGGUUCCUCGGAACGCUACCUCUCCCUCUUGCGAAUGGUUGCAGCGAGCUUCCAAUCGCUGCCUUUCACCCUCAAGUCUCGAGCACGCAUGUCGGCUUUCUUCCUCGGCACCAAAAGGGUCGCGACGGGGAGUCACGGCGGUCCCAACCAGCCGACUUUGCUCGAUGACGACAGCGACGACGAAGACGGAGGCCGAUACGGUUCGGCCUUGACGUACCAACUGUCGCGAGCGAGCGAUCUGGCGAUCAACGACGACCCGCAAUCGUUCCGCGUCUUCCAAGCGGACGUGUGGUCCUGUCCGCAAGAGGACGCCCUCGAAGCCUUGGCCGAAGGGCUAGGCGCUUCGAGGAUUUCGAAACUCGUUGCGGAAGGGUACCGAAGUUCGGGCGAAGCGGAUCCGAACUCGAAGCGUGCCCAUGAGCUUCAUGGCAUCGUCGUCGAAAGGACGUUUCUCUUCUUGUCCGAACGGAAACAACAAUACGGGAAGGGGGAGCUUCGACAUGAUCCGGACUGGAUCCAAUCCGGUGGUGGUAAGCAUUUACAGGUCAUCGAAGUACGGUCCAUUGAGCUGGUCCGGACUUUGAGCGUCGGGCGGACGACAAAGCGACAUUCGCAGGCGGCAAGUGCUUUCGCAAAGGCCUCGAGCCAAGGGGACUUGCUGCUCUACAUCGCUGGAGAUGUUGAGUUGGACUAUUACGAGGUGAGAUAGUCUGGGCCCCAGUCGAAAUGCGCCUUGUGCUGACUGACAAGGGGUUUGGAAAGGUCGCUACGGCACUCUGUCGACUAUUGCUGUCCAAGCAACGAGCCAACGACACGCUGCUCUACAUGACGAUCCUGUCGACGCCUCUCAAAGCGCUUCGACGCCGCGGCUUCAACGUCGACCGCAUCGUUAACGCCCGAAAAGCCGAACGCGAAGCCGCGGACCUACGUAUGCGAGAGGAACGAGCUCGAGCUCAACUCGAUGCCGCAAGGACCGCCGAAGAAGUCAAGCAGUUGGAACAACUUUUCCCAGACGCGGACCCCGCCUUCCUGAGCCAGCUCUUGCUACAGCAAGCCCCACCCAAGGUCGAGAACGCGGUCAAUGCUCUUCUUACAUCGUCCGGCUACCCCAGACGAUCGGACUCCAAGGAGAGGGGUACACUUGCACCCAAUCCGGGCACGGGGAUAGGCGCCACUGGCCCCGCGGCGCAGAACUCUCUCGCAGCCCUGAAACAACAAGCCUUGGGUGAUUCCGGAAGCCCAGGUCGAUCUCCGUCUCCGGCACCUUCUUCUUCGCCCAGCAUUCCUUCCUCCAACGACAAGGGUCUGUUCUCCAAAAUGAAGAGUUCCCUCAGUCGAUCGAGCAUGAGCAAUGGGGCUGGCUCGAUCGCUUCGGUGCCUCGUUCCUCGUCGUCAUCGUCAUUGACUGGGGAUCAACCUCCGAGGCUUCCCAGGCCUUCGACGUCGGGUACCUCGACUGCAGGUUCUACACCGAGCUCAACGGAUGCGAUUCGCUCCAACGUUCGGAAAGCUAUACAGGUGCGUACCGUACACGAGGAGAACUAUGCCGCAGUCGCCCAGAGUUCAGAGACCACAGUGGGACUGAUUUAGUGUUGAGUGUGUGCAUGACUACAGGCUUCGCGGCCUGAACACGGCUCCUCGGUCUCGAAUGGGAUUGACAAGACGUCGGUCAAAGAAUCGGAACAGUCGUAUUGCGACGCUACGGCUGGAACCAAUCUCGUAUCGAUGGGGGAUGUCGCCGGGCUCAAGUUCUUUAUCGAUCGCACGGUGGCGGAUCCGUGAGUCAACGAGCUUCUGGUACUAAUUCCACGAACACUUGGGCUGACUCUUCCCGUGGUCGGAGUUGAAAUGUCUGAUUUAGCCGAACUUUCGUCCGCGACCACGUCCACUCGAUCGACCGCUUCAUUCGACUCAUCGUCCUCCCUGUAGGCGAAGUCCUCACGCUCGACCAUCGCGCCCUCCACAUCUUCUUCGACAGCACAGGACCCUUGAUCGCCUUUAAUCGCAACGGCUCCAUCUACCUCAACCUACGCUACUACGAAGCUUGGUAUGACCCCCAAGUGCAGCAAGGGCAGUUGCACGACGCCCUAAUCAGCACCUAUCACACGCUAGCGCACGAGGUGGCGCACAAUCUCGUCAAACCGCACAACUCGGAGCACGAGUUCUACUUUUCGAGCAUUUGCGAGGAGUACUUUUUGUAAGUUCUUGGCUCGGUCAGAUUGUCCGUAUCUUCGCCCAAGUGCGCUGACUGAUCAAUGUUCCUCUCGACCGAAAGACGGAUGGCACAGUUGUUGGGCCGAGUCGAGCAAGAGCAGCAAGCUGCCGCACCGCGACGUGAAUAG
Molecule: messenger RNA, 6239 nt
Organism: Microbotryum saponariae
Lineage: Eukaryota; Fungi; Basidiomycota; Microbotryomycetes; Microbotryales; Microbotryaceae
Source: the annotation of a GenBank genome assembly